AUUAUAAAGUUUUCUAAGAACAUUCUGGAAAUAUUAUACACGCGGUACAAGUUUGGGGUAAUGUAUUACCCCAGUGAGUCAUUCACGUAUGAGAAAAAUAAGUGAGUCUGUCUAGGGUUAACUAUGGCAUAGCGCAUCAAGUUUCAUAUAUUUCUUAUGCCUAAUAGAGAGCGACUUGGGGUGUAUUCCGUUUAGCGCAUGAUGCAUAUAUAAUGCAUCAUUUAUCCUUUUUGUUCACUAAAUGUUAAACAAGGAUAAAUGAUGCAUAAUGGGCAUUAUGCAUGAAACCACGGUCUUCAGUUUCAUUGAUAGCUGUUGUUCGUGAUCAUGCAUUGAUACCUUUGUCUCUCAAUGGUGGAUGGUGGUCCGUGUCAUUCUUGUAACCUACGAGUUGUCAGUUUGUAAUACCAUGUCGAAAGUAAAAGAACGCGACGAGCAAGAAGCUUUAAAAUUGGAUGAACAUUUUAAGCGAACUUUGACACACGUCAGAACGUACAUACUGAAUCUGAGAUCUGUGGAAGAGGUGCAUUUAUGCAGGAUCUGGCUCGAUAAAUUAAACUCGACUGUCUCGCAACGUAACUUGAGGAACGAAUAUUUGUUGGAACUCUCUCGACAGCUAAGAGCAGGCACGCUCGAAAAAAUAUUCAGAACUGAACCUUCUAGUAGCCUAUUAACGCCGUUGCCAUCAUCUUGUCAUGCGAUUUGCACUAGCUCAUCUUUGAGCAAACUGUCUGAUUGGGACAGAAACCAUCAAAAUUGUUCAAGUCGAACGUCAGACCAAAGAAAUCACCUGCGAAAUAAAUCAAAGCUUCGUGAUUCUAACUCGAGUUUGAGCGUGUACGCUGCGUGUCGUCAUAAUGACAAUAUGGUAGAGGGAAAUCAUCUGGAGCUUUGCAAACAUCGCAUUGAUAUGUUGACUGCUACGCUCGAAAGUUUUCGAAUUAAAAACGAACAAUUGCGACAAGAGCUAACGACGAAAUGUCAAGGGAACAGCGAGGUGGACAAUGAAGCAUUUCGAUUACGAAGUCGCGUUAAACAGUUGACAGCUCGAGCCCAGAUUCAAAGCCUUGUGUUAAAAGUUCGAAUGUUCAAGAAAACCAUCGCAAAGCUGAGGAAGUUGAAUGACAUCAUAAAGCACGUUUACGAAAAGAAGUUGCAACACAUUAUCAGAGUACUAAAAAUAUAUGAAGAAACUUCUUCUCUCUUUCUAAGAAACUUUUAUCGGAAAUAAUCUCUUCAACUCGAGUAUCUCGUUUUACUCCUAAUUUUUUCUUAAAAUAUUUAUUAUUAUUACUUUUUAUUAUCAUUAUUAUUAUCGAUAUUUUUUCAAGUUUGAGUUAUAUGAGACGGAACUUUUAAACUGUACGGUAUUGCAGAAUAAAAAUCUCGAGAUCAAGAUUUUGCAAUUGCAAUUCCAAGAACAGAAGAGCAAGUUAUGUUUGCUUUUAUGUUCGGAGAAGCAGAACGAACUGUACAACUUGAUGGGGUCUUUAGAAAAGAAGUACAAGGCGCUCCUAGCAGCCGCUCUUGAAAGUCAUCGACAAGAGUAUUUCAUAUGAUAUUUUCAUUUGUAGUGUCCGCGCGAAUUUCAUUUAUUUCUUGUUGUUCCCAACUUUUAAUAUCAUAAUUAUAAGUCAAUAAGAAUUGUAAAACAAGAUAUUAGGAGUAUUUUCAUCAUUUUUUGUUAUCAGUGCGAUAUUUACAUAGGAAGAAUAUCUUUUCCUCAUACACAUAUGUAUAUAACAGUAGUAAUAGUAAUUUUAUUAGUAUUAGUAUAGUUAAUUAGUAGUCA
This is a messenger RNA of Temnothorax curvispinosus, 1792 nucleotides long. RefSeq lists its product as uncharacterized. The transcript is spliced from 2 exons. Lineage: Eukaryota; Metazoa; Arthropoda; Insecta; Hymenoptera; Formicidae. Bases 359 to 1231 code for a protein of 290 amino acids. The record is from RefSeq and is a predicted model, not a curated record.